AUGACGGCUAAAACGCUCGGCGUCGACGGAUUCUGGCUGGGCGGUUCUUACGAUGGAAAGGUUAUUACGUGGGACGAUGGCACCAACGCCACUUAUGCUAAUCUUGCCUCAGCGGGUACUUCCGGAAACCUGGUGAUGAGCCUGUCGACGGGAAAGUGGAGCACCGCCGCCUGGAAUGACAGGUACCCGAUUAUGUGCAUCGGGAAGAAAUCGAAUGGCCCGCAACUCCCGCCGUGCGAGACCGAGUGGAUGUACGCGACAGUGACGAAGAGCUGCUACAAGCUCGUUUAUCAUGUCGACUUCGCGAACGCCGAGGAGCAAUGUCGAGCCCUGGGCGCUACCAUCUCGUCUGUGACUUCUAAUGAGGAAAAUAAUUUGAUUGUUGAUUUCGCGAAAACCGGCUACUCUGGCGACCUGAUGUUUACCGCUUUGGUCGGAGCUAAGCGAACCGGCGCCAACGUCAACGACUUUGCGUGGCUAGACGGAAGCCCUUUCACCUUUUACCCGUGGGCCAACGGUGAGCCAAAUAAUGCUGGAGGUCGCGAAAGCUGUAUCGAGAUCUACACCGACGAGCUCUCCGGCAAGAACGCACCGAAGAGCCCCUAUUUGCAUAUGUGGAACGACGUGGAUUGCGAUAGUCACCACCGUGUCGCCGUCUGCAAGAAGGCAUCGCUUUAU
Molecule: messenger RNA, 678 nt
Organism: Mesorhabditis spiculigera
Lineage: Eukaryota; Metazoa; Nematoda; Chromadorea; Rhabditida; Rhabditidae
Source: the annotation of a GenBank genome assembly